AUGCCUUUCGAUCCUUUCAAUAUUCACUCGAAUUCUCGUUCGUCUUCAUCGCAACAAAAUGCUUUACCGGGAAAUUCGACUUCGGGAGGUAUAUUACAAGCCGCAGCAAAUCUAGGUAGUUUUGGCAUGCCUUCAUUGUCUAGCUCUGCCACAGGACAUUCUGCACCACCACCAACGACGUAUGGUCUGCCCCAUCCAAAUUCUUCCAUGACGACCACUUCCAACAACACAUCAAUGAAUCAACAGUCUCAACAGUACGAAACACCAAGGCGAGCUCGACACGCCGACGAGCUGCAUUUAAAUAUGUCUGCGCAACGAGGUGCUUUAUCUCCAAAAGAUUACGGUGCAAGUGGUCCACGUAUGACUUUAGAGCAAGCCGCUCCCGAUUCAUCCCAAUAUUCAAAUGCAGCACCACUUCCAGGCACUCUACAACCAGGAAGACCAGGUGUGACUUCGACAAAUACAGCCCCUUCAAUGCCCACGAUAUCGCAAGAUCAAUAUUCAACACCAUCACGAUCCGCAGGUCUUUCGCACAAUUAUACACGAUCUAGCCCCGCGGCAGGAUUUGACAGUCAAGGUUUUGCAACAUUUCAAGCAACCACACCGGGUGGAUCUGAGCAAAAUACACAAAAAUAUACACCACAAGGCUCUCAACGAACUGUAUCCAAUACUCCCCUUGGGCUUGCAGAUAUUCGACCGCGUACCGACUCGACACUUCCCGAAGGCUUACCUGGGGCCAAUCCAUAUUCAUAUGAUGGUACCAGCGCAACACCCACCAACAGCAACUAUCUCGCGCCGUGGGCUUUAUAUGCAUUCGACUGGUGUAAAUGGCCAGCGCAAAACAACGAUGCCGGGAAGAUCGCAAUAGGAAGUUAUUUAGAAGACGGACACAACUUUAUUCAAAUACUUGAUUCCCAUAUCGUUCCCACCCAUUCUGAAUCCUAUGUACCUGGCGCUCCAAAAUAUGGACUUGAAUUUACCAAGGUUGCCGAAGCCACACAUUCAUAUCCUGUAACUCGACUCCUAUGGGAACCACCAUCAUCGCAAAAGCAAUCUACAGAUUUACUAGCCACUUCGGGUGACCAUUUGAGGUUGUGGUCGCUCCCAUCUGAGACUCCAGUCGCAUCGGCAAACAAUACUAUCGGAGGACGCACUUCUAAUUCCGGUCGAGACCUACCUCCUAGCAAACUUACACCAUUAGCCUUGCUGUCUAACUCGAAAACCCCCGAGCAUACUGCACCUUUGACCUCCUUGGAUUGGAACACUGUCUCGCCUAGUCUAAUUAUUACUUCAAGCAUAGAUACGACAUGCACCAUAUGGGAUAUUCCUACAUUGACUGCCAAGACACAACUGAUUGCACAUGACAAAGAAGUAUUUGAUGUCAGAUUUUGCGCAAACAGUGUGGAUGUUUUUGUUAGCUGUGGAGCUGAUGGGAGUGUGAGAAUGUUUGACCUCCGAAGUUUAGAGCACAGUACCAUCAUCUAUGAGCCAACUACAAAGGACGAUAAAGAUACGAGUCCUGGUGGUGGCAGGAUAAGUCCAACUUUAGCCCAGCAAACUAUGUCCUAUGCACCCCCUUUACUACGACUAGCAGCGUCGCCACAUGAUACCCAUCUCCUCGCUACGUUCUCACAAGAUUCCAACAUUAUUCGUAUCUUGGAUGUUAGACAACCUGGACAAGCACUCCUUGAGCUUCAGGGGCAUUCCUCAUCUAUAAACUGCAUAGAAUGGUCUCCAAACAGGAGAGGUACUCUUGCUUCUGGUGCUGAUGAUUCUUUGGUUCUUAUUUGGGACCUAUUGGGUCCAAACACAGCUCCUCCUGUUGGUCCUAGCAUGAAUGGUGCACCUGUAUCUGAUAAUUCUCGAGGACCUACUGCCAGUUGGCAAUGUGAUUACGAAGUGGGAAACAUUAGCUGGGCGCCUCGAAGCAACUUGAACAAUAAUGAGAACGGUGAUUGGCUCGGAGUAAGUGGAGGAAGGGGUAUCUGGGGUGUGAAACUGUGA
Molecule: messenger RNA, 2004 nt
Organism: Botrytis porri
Lineage: Eukaryota; Fungi; Ascomycota; Leotiomycetes; Helotiales; Sclerotiniaceae
Exons: 3
Coding region: 1-2004 (667 amino acids)
Cellular component (GO): nucleus
Molecular function (GO): protein binding
Source: RefSeq, a predicted model, not a curated record